AUGCUGCACGCAGCUGCAAGAAAGCCUUUAGUAGCAGCUAUAGAUGGGCCUGCUUUUGGUGGUGGACUAGAGAUAGCACUGGCAUGUCAUGCACGCAUAUCCACACCUACCUCACAACUUGGCUUGACAGAACUGCAAUACGGGAUCAUUCCUGGAUAUGGAGCCCCUGUUGAUGAACUAAUUAGAAGUGCAUCUAGAUGGGGUUUGGAUAUUUCAGAAGCUAGAAAACCAUGGAUUCGUAGCCUUUACAGAACCGACAGACUAGAAGCAUUAAAAGAAGCAAGGUUAAUACUCAACACGGCGAGAGACGAAGCACAAAAACAGAACCCAAAUGUGAGUCAUCCAUUAAUUUGCAUCGAUGUCAUUGAAGAGGGUAUAGUUUCUGGUGCUCGUAUUGGACUAUGGACGUUACAGAUUUCAGGUAUAACUGAUAUGGGGUUGCAGCCAAGGAUGGUAAAUAGAGUUGGUGUUAUUGGUCCGGGGUCAAUAGCAAUAGCAACAGCUUUUAUCCUUGCUAACUUUCAUGUAAUAUUUAAGGAGGAUGAUGAGAAUUCUCUGGAGGCUGCACUCGGUGAAAUCAAAGCCAAUUUGCACAACCAUCUUAUGGCAGGGAAAAUGACCAAGGAGAAGCUUGAAAGAACUGUAUAUCUGUUGAAAGGUGUACUCAGUUAUGAUAGCUUCAAACAUGUGGAUUUAGUUGUAGAGGUGAGUGUGAGUCCCAACUAUAUAAUUCAUCUGUUACAACAAGGGUUUUGGCAGAUAAGUCCCUGA
Molecule: messenger RNA, 771 nt
Organism: Lactuca virosa
Lineage: Eukaryota; Viridiplantae; Streptophyta; Magnoliopsida; Asterales; Asteraceae
Source: the annotation of a GenBank genome assembly